Molecule: messenger RNA, 1767 nt
Organism: Ceratotherium simum simum (southern white rhinoceros)
Lineage: Eukaryota; Metazoa; Chordata; Mammalia; Perissodactyla; Rhinocerotidae
Gene: SLC25A27
Product: solute carrier family 25 member 27
Source: RefSeq, a predicted model, not a curated record
ACUACAUUUCCCAGAAGCCUCGUGGGCUUCGCGUUGUUUUUUUCCUGCUCUCAGGCCGCUGGACCACUCAAGCCUGCGACUGCUAGGGAGUCUGCGUGUUCGCCCGGCCCGCCUGGCAGAGCCGAACGAGGGAGAUGGUCCCCGCCCCGCCACUCGCCGCUUGAGGAGGGGCCGCGCUGGCAGGGUGGCAGGCCAGCCGCGGCGCGGGGCGCCGGCCAGAAGGGGUGCAUUGUCGUCCUGUCCUGCUGCUGAAUGUCGGUUCCCGAGGAUGAGGAGAGGCUUUUGCCGCUCGCCCAGAGAUGGCCCCGAGCGAGCAAGUUCCUGCUGUCGGGCUGCGCGGCUACGGUGGCGGAGCUAGCAACCUUUCCUCUCGAUCUUACAAAAACUCGACUCCAAAUGCAAGGAGAAGCUGCCCUUGCUCGGUUGGGAGACAGUGCAAGAGAAUCUGCUCCCUAUAGGGGCAUGGUGCGCACAGCCCUAGGGAUUGUCCAAGAGGAAGGCUUUCUAAAGCUUUGGCAAGGAGUGACACCCGCCAUUUACAGACACAUAGUGUACUCUGGAGGUCGAAUGGUCACAUACGAACAUCUCCGUGAAGUUGUGUUUGGCAAAACUGAAGAUAAGCAUUAUCCCCUUUGGAAAUCAGUGAUUGGAGGGAUGAUGGCUGGUGUUGUUGGCCAAUUUUUAGCCAACCCAACAGACCUAGUAAAGGUUCAGAUGCAAAUGGAAGGAAAAAGGAAACUUGAAGGAAAACCGCUGCGAUUUCGUGGUGUGCAUCAUGCAUUUGCAAAAAUCUUAGCUGAAGGAGGAGUACGUGGGCUUUGGGCAGGCUGGGUACCCAAUAUACAAAGAGCGGCGCUGGUGAAUAUGGGAGAUUUAACCACUUACGAUACAGUGAAACACUACUUGGUAUUGAAUACACCACUUGAGGACAAUAUCAUGACUCAUGGUUUAUCAAGUUUUUGUUCUGGACUGGUAGCUUCUAUUCUGGGAACACCAGCUGAUGUCAUCAAAAGCCGAAUAAUGAAUCAACCACGAGAUAAACAAGGAAGGGGACUUUUGUAUAAAUCAUCAACUGACUGCUUGAUACAGGCUGUUCAAGGAGAAGGAUUCAUGAGUCUAUAUAAAGGCUUUUUACCAUCUUGGCUGCGAAUGACCCCUUGGUCACUGGUGUUCUGGCUUACUUAUGAAAAAAUCAGAGAGAUGAGUGGAGUCAGUCCAUUUUAAGCCCUUAAAGAUGCAGCCCUUAAAGAUACAGUGUUCAGUGUCAUUGAAAUAUGGGCAUCUGCAACACACCGCCCCUAUUAUUUCUACCUCUUUAGGAAGACACCUUACUCCACAGAGACUGUGAUUUAUAGGGGGCAGCACUUUAUUUUUCUCUGGAAACCCGAGUUCUCUUUGACUCCUCUUUUUGUUCAAAAGCAAUCUGGUUGGAUCACACAAGAUGAGACCCAGCACAGCAUUUUCUAGACAAGAGUUGAAUCCUGACCACUUACCUUGGGGGAGAAGACUUGACCUUUGAGAUGCUAUUCUAUGCUGAAGAGCCUGCUUAGAGGAGUGCCAGAGGGAGACAGCAUCUCAGACCUGGAGUAAACAACAGGAACGUGGGAGAAUUCAUACAUACAUUGUGAUUAAGAAAUAUAUAUUUAAUCUAUGUCAGUAUUUACAAUUGAAAUUUGAUAAUUCACUUUUCUGUUGUUCGAGUAUACAUACUGUAAAUUAAAUGAAGGUGAAUGCAAAUUCAUGAAUAAACAUUUUGAAUUUCCCUAG